Molecule: messenger RNA, 777 nt
Organism: Panicum hallii
Lineage: Eukaryota; Viridiplantae; Streptophyta; Magnoliopsida; Poales; Poaceae
Exons: 4
Coding region: 98-460 (120 amino acids)
Source: RefSeq, a predicted model, not a curated record
CAACGCUCGCUCAUCGCCGGUGCCCGAAGCGUCGCCGCCGCGCGCUGCCGAGCCCCUCCGACCCGGCACCGCCGCCCUCAAGCGACGAGUUGGCACUAUGGCUCGCAAAAUCCCAGGAAAGCCCCCGCACAAGGGUGCUAGGACUAGGGCUAAGGCUUUUGUGGAGUGUUCUGGAAAGGAAAAGGGUAAGAAGAACCUUAACAAGAUGGUGGAGGUGGACACAGCGUUUGUCCUUGAGAAACGUGGAACUGAUGAAAAAGCCCUGCGUAAGGCUUCUGAUGUCAACAUGCUCGUAGAGCUGUGCAGUGAGAAAAAGGCAGCUUCUGGGGGGGGAACUGAAAAGUUUGUCACUAUCAUUCCACGCUUUAAACUUAGGCGGGGUGGCAAAGUUUACAGAAUUGAGUUCCUUCGGAAGCGCCUCAUGAAGAUCCUGCUGACCAUGAAUGAAGAUUAUGAAUGAAGUCCCGGAGAGAAAAAUGCUCUAGAUGUUCCCAUCCUUUAUGUACUGUUAAAAGACUUGCGGCUGUGAGACUAAGAGACAGAUCACUUAGAAGUACUGUUUGGCUUAUGUGGUUUUAUUACUGUCGUUUAGUUACUGCUGUUGGGUAACGUGACAAGCUACAUCUUAGUUGAUGAUAAAUGUUGCCUCCCGGCCGACAGAUAAACAUUGCCUGGUGAAGUGUGAAGUUCAUGCUGAAAGAACUUAUCUGUUUCGUAUAUGUUGGUUUGAAAUAUCUGUGGGUUGCGUACUUUGAUAUAUGAUGAUGGUUUGAAUUA